AUGCUCAAGCAGUUGGAGAGGAAGGCAUGGACGUGUCCGAAAUGCAUACGAAACCACACCAGACGCGCGCUGGUCACAUCGUCCACAGCCAAAGGAGCGGCGGCGGCAGCGGCGAUAGCGGACGAAUAUGCACCACCAAUCUCGAGAGCGGCAACGAGCAUAACACACGACGAUAGAACACUUCGCCAGAUUUUCGAUUCACCCAACUUCUGGAGAGACUUCUCGAACAAGACGCAACAUCAAUAUGGCGGCAAAAAUGCAGGUCUUCUACAGAAUAAGUUCCUCACAAGACCGCAAGGCUUCGAGGACUUCGCCAAUGUCACACUCCAGAAGUGCCAGCGCAUUGUUGCGCAAGUACUCAAGUAUGACAGCUUGGAGCAAUAUAAAAACAUCACGCGAGAUAUGGAUCGACUAAGUGACUUGCUAUGUCGUGUCAUUGAUCUCAGCGACUUCAUUCGAUCCGUUCAUCCGGACAGGCAGAUACAGGCUGCUGCGAGCAGGGCGUACGCGAUGAUGUUCCAGUACAUGAAUAUCCUAAAUACCACUAGAGGAUUGGAUACACAGUUAAAGAAGGCUGCGUCGAUUCAAGAAGUAUGGCAGUCAUGGAGCGAAGAGGAGAAAUCUGUGGCCGAUAUCCUAAUUCGGGACUUCGCGAAAAGUGCCAUCGAACUGCCGGAGAAGGAUAGACAGGCCUUCGUGGACAUCUCGGACGAGAUCGCGGUCGUCGGCAACGAGUUUGUCGAAAACAUGGCUGCAGAGAAACCACUAUUGGCCAUUGAGAGCAGCAAGAUGAAGGGAAUGGACCCAGUAUUCGUAAGACAAUUGACAAAAUGGGGCCUUGUCAAUCUGCCAACCGAAGGUAUGCCAGCAACACUAGCCUUACGAUCAGUGGAAGAUCCGGACACCCGACAAGAGAUAUACCUGGCGAACAGAACUUCCUCCAAAUCGAACAUUAAUAGACUAGAGCGCUUGCUGAAAAAGCGGGCGGAAUUGGCAAAGUUGUCGGACUACGAGAGUUUUGCACACAUGACCUUGACUGACAAGAUGGCCAAAACGCCCGAGGCCGUGGCUUCCUUCCUGGAUGGCUUGGCCCAAGUGAAUGCACCACAGGUCAGAGACGAGCUCCAGGAAUUGCUAGAGCUAAAGAAAGGCGACGCACAUUCGGAAAACUUCCCAGACCGAAUCAACGCUUGGGAUCGAGAUUACUACACGGCGAAGCUACUCUCAUCUGUAAGGUCGAAAGCACGCACGCCGGACAUUCUCAGCGCAUAUUUCUCUUUAGGCACGGUCUUUCAAGGCCUGUCUCGCCUCUUUCACAGACUCUACGGUAUCCGUCUUGUGCCACGCGAGACUAUGCCAGGCGAAACCUGGAAUGACGAUGUGAGGAGGCUUGAUGUGAUCGACGAUCAUGAAGGCCACAUCGCUGUUGUCUACUGCGAUCUCUUCGAGCGAGCUGGGAAGUCACCCAAUCCCGCUCACUUUACAUUGCGCUGCUCGCGGCGCAUUGGUGAUGAGGAGAUGCAAGAAGCUGCAUACAUAUCGUCUCAACCAGACUCACCCUUCUCGACCGCGCAGGAAGCAGUCAACGAUGGCCUAGCAACCAAUUAUAAUCCGCGUGAUGGCAAUGCCCUCUACCAGCUCCCGACCAUUGCCUUGAUUUGUGACUUCUCCCUCCCUGCAGAUCAUACCUCUUCUCACCGACGACCAACGCUCCUCACAUUCCGUGAGCUUACGACACUCUUUCACGAGAUGGGCCAUGCACUGCAUUCAAUCUGCGGCAGGACCGCAUUGCAAAACGUCUCUGGAACACGUUGCGCCACCGAUUUCGCCGAGCUGCCCUCAGUCUUGAUGGAGAACUUCGCAUCUGCACCCGAAGUGCUCGCUCUCUAUGCCCGGCAUUGGGAAACAGAUACACCUCUGGACCCAUCACGAAUUCAAGAAAGAGUCGAAAUCGACCGCAGGAUGCAAGGCGCUGAGAUUGAAUCACAAAUCCUGCUCGGCAUACUUGAUCAGCAAUACCACUCUUCCCUACCCCUGAGCUGGAACAAAGAAGGCGAUUCCACACGGGUCUACCACGAAGUCUGGAACAGGUACUCAGCAGUUCCUGAGCCCCAGGGCACAUCUUGGCAGGGUUUCUUCGGUCACCUCUUCGGAUACGGUGCGACGUACUACUCCUACCUUUUCGACCGCGCUAUCGCUGGAAAGAUCUGGCGGGAUGUCUUUCAGCGCCAAGUUGGAGAUGCUGUGAAUCCUGAGCAAGGGCAUUUGUUCCGCGAGGAAGUGCUUAGAUGGGGAGGCGGAAGAGAUGGCUGGCAUUGCAUUUCUGGUGCGCUCAAAGAUCAGACUGGCGUUCUGGCUGAGGGUAGUAAAGGAGCUAUGGAACAGGUCGGGAAAUGGGGAGUCACGGAUUCCAACUGA
Molecule: messenger RNA, 2418 nt
Organism: Pseudocercospora fijiensis CIRAD86
Lineage: Eukaryota; Fungi; Ascomycota; Dothideomycetes; Mycosphaerellales; Mycosphaerellaceae
Exons: 1
Coding region: 1-2418 (805 amino acids)
Biological process (GO): peptide metabolic process
Cellular component (GO): mitochondrion
Molecular function (GO): metalloendopeptidase activity
Source: RefSeq, a predicted model, not a curated record